CGUCCGUGUGUGUGUGUGUGUGUGUGUGGUGUCCCUCCCCCCCUUCGCGGCCACCGUAGCGGGAGCGGCGGAAGCCCCCUCGCCGGCCACCGUCCCGGGAGGCGCCGCGGCGGAUGGUCCGCGUUGUCCCGCCGCCCCCCGGCCGCCCCUCCCGGAGUCGGCGGCGUCGUCGGCGGCAGAUGGCGCGGGAGCGCGCGGCGCGGCGGGGCCCGGGUUGGCGGGGCGGGAGGCCGCCGCCGCGGCGGCUGCUGUUGGCGUUGCUGCUGUUGUUGAUGCCGGCGCUGCCGGGGUUGGGGCCCGCCGCUGCCGCCGCUGCCGAGGAGGCGGCGGCGGCGGCGGCGGUGAAGGAAUGCGACAAGCCGUGCGCCAACGGCGGGCGGUGCCAGCCGGCCAGCGGGCAGUGCGAGUGCCAGCCCGGCUGGGUGGGCGACCAGUGCCAGCACUGCGGGGGGCGCUUCAGGCUCACUGGACUUUCAGGGUAUGUAACAGAUGGGCCUGGAAACUACAAAUACAAAACAAAAUGCACCUGGCUCAUUGAAGGAAGGCCAAACACAAUCCUCAGGCUUCGAUUCAAUCACUUUGCCACAGAGUGCAGUUGGGACCACUUGUACGUGUAUGACGGAGAUUCAAUUUACGCUCCCUUACUGGCAGCUUUUAGUGGUCUUAUUGUUCCUGAGAAAGAUAGCAAUGAAACAGUACCAGAAGUUGUAGCUACUUCUGGAUAUGCCCUUCUGCAUUUCUUCAGUGAUGCUGCCUAUAAUUUAACAGGGUUUAACAUCACAUAUAAUUUCAAUAUGUGUCCCAAUAAUUGCUCCGGCCGAGGAGAGUGCAAGCUCAAUAACAGCAGCAAUGCUCUUGAAUGUGAAUGUGCCAAAUACUGGAAGGGAGAAGCUUGUGAUAUUCCCUACUGCACAGAUGAUUGUGGGGCGCCUGAGAGAGGGCAUUGCAGCUUUAAUGAUACCAAGGCAUGUGUGUGCUCUGCUGGCUGGCAAGGUCCUGGCUGUUCAAUUCCUGUUCCUGCAAACCAGUCAUUUUGGACCCGGGAGGAAUACUCUCUUCCAAAACUUCCUAGAGCAUCUCACAAAACCAUAAUCCAUGACAAUAAAAUGUGGAUUGUUGGAGGCUAUGUCUUCAAUCAUUCCGACUCUCAGAAGGUUUUAGCGUACGAUCUUAUUUCUGAAGAGUGGCUUCCACUUGACAACACUGUGAACUCAGUCGAGAUGAGAUAUGGUCAUACGUUGGCAUUGCAUAAGGAUGAUAUAUACAUGUAUGGUGGAAAAAUAGAUGCAACGGGGAACGUGACCAGCCAGCUGUGGGUGUUCCACAUUCCCACCCAGACCUGGGCUCAAGCAACGCCAAAAGCCAAGGAGCAGUACGCUGUUGUUGGCCACUCGGCACACAUCGUCACCCUGCAAGACGACAGCGCGGUCAUGCUCGUCAUUUUUGGACACUGCCCUCUUUACGGGUAUAUCAGCAAUGUCCAGGAAUACAACCUGGCCACAAAUACAUGGAACAUUUUACAGACGAGCGGAGCUUUGGUUCAAGGAGGGUACGGCCACAGUAGUGUUUAUGAUCCAAAUACAAGAUCAAUUUACAUCCACGGAGGUUACAAAGCAUUCAGUGCCAACAAAUACAGACUAGCAGACGACUUGUACAAAUAUGAAGUUGAUUCCCGUAUGUGGACUAUUCUUAAAGACAGUAGAUUUUUUCGCUAUUUGCACACGGCUGUGAUAAUGAGCGGAACCAUGCUGGUGUUUGGAGGAAACACGCACAAUGACACCUCCAUGAGCCACGGCGCAAAGUGCUUUUCUUCAGAUUUUAUGGCGUAUGAUAUUGCUUGCGACCGAUGGUCUGUUCUUCCUCGUCCGGGUCUCCAUCACGAUGUCAACAGGUUUGGACAUUCUGCCGUGCUCUACAACAGCACCAUGUACGUAUUUGGAGGCUUCAACAGCCUCCUCCUGAGUGACAUACUGAAGUACACACCCGAGAGAUGUGAAGCUUUUGACAACGAAACGGGCUGCUUGCGAGCAGGUCCUGGCGUCAGAUGCGUGUGGGCUGCCACCCCUCCUCGCUGCGUCCCCUGGGAAAUGGCCACAGUAGAGCAGCAGCAGAAGGUCUUUGAAGACUGCCUUCCCAAGCCAGUUGUAGACAAUGAAAAAUGUGAUCAGAUUACAGACUGCUAUAGCUGUACUGCAAAUACAAACAACUGUCAAUGGUGCACUGACCAGUGUAUCUCAAUGCAUAACAACUGCACAGAGGAACAGGUUCCUAUUACUCUGUAUGACAAUUGUCCUAAGGAUAACCCUGCCUACUACUGUAACAAAAGGACAAGUUGUAAAAGCUGUGCCAUGGAUCAAAACUGUCAGUGGGAACCUAGGAAUCAGGAGUGCAUUGCUUUACCAGAAAAUAUCUGUGGAACAAACUGGCAUUUGGUUGGCAACUCCUGCUUGAAAAUUACAAAUGCAAAGGAGAACUAUGAUCAUGCCAAACUGUCCUGCAGAUCCAGCGGUGCUUUGCUGGCUUCCCUCACGACCCAGAAAAAGGUAGAAUUUGUUCUAAAGGAGCUGCAGAAGAUGCAGUCUUCGCCCAAAACUUUGACUCCGUGGGUUGGACUGAGGAAAAUCAACGUGUCAUAUUGGUGCUGGGAAGACAUGUCUCCCUUCACCAACACCCUGCUCCAGUGGCUCCCCGACGAACCCAGCGACGCUGGAUUUUGUGGUUAUUUAGCCGAACCUUUCCAGCAGGGACUGAAGGCAGCAACGUGUAUCAAUGAAGUCAAUGGCAGCGUCUGCGAAAGGCCAGCUAACCACAGCGCCAAGCAGUGCCGCACGCCCUGCGCCCUGCGGACGAUGUGCGGGGAGUGCACGAGCGGCAGCUCCGAAUGCAUGUGGUGCAGCAACAUGAAGCAGUGCGUGGACUCGAACGCUUACGUGGCCUCUUUCCCCUACGGGCAGUGCAUGGAGUGGUACACCAUGAGUAGUUGUCCACCUGAAAACUGUUCAGGCUACUGCACGUGUGCUCAUUGUUUGGAGCAGCCCGGCUGUGGCUGGUGCACCGAUCCGAGCAACACCGGCAAGGGGAAGUGCAUCGAAGGCUCCUACAGAGGUCCGGUCAAGAUGCCAACCCCAACCGCAACAGGGAAACACAGCUUGGAGCCCGUCCUUAAUGUCAGCAUGUGUCCUGUGGAGAACAGCUAUAACUGGUCCUUUAUUCAGUGUCCAGCCUGCCAGUGUAAUGGGCACAGUAAGUGUGUGAAUGAAAGCAUCUGUGAGAAGUGUGAAAAUCUGACGACUGGCAAACACUGUGAAACUUGUAUCUCGGGCUACUAUGGUGAUCCUACUAAUGGAGGAACGUGUCAGCCUUGCAAGUGCAACGGCCAUGCGUCUGUCUGCAACACAAAUUCAGGGAAAUGUUUCUGCACCACCAAGGGAAUAAAAGGAGACGAGUGUCAACUGUGUGAAGUUGAAAAUAGAUAUCAGGGAAAUCCACUUAAAGGAACAUGUUACUAUACUCUUCUCAUUGACUAUCAGUUCACCUUCAGCCUUUCUCAAGAGGAUGAUCGCUAUUACACAGCAAUCAACUUUGUCGCAACACCCGAAGAGCAAAACAGAGACCUGGACAUGUUUAUCAAUGCUUCUAAAAACUUCAACCUCAACAUUACUUGGUCCACAAGUUUUGCAGCUGGCACACAGGCUGGGGAGGAAAUUCCUGUUGUUUCAAGAACCAAUGUAAAAGAAUACAAGGACAGUUUCUCCAAUGAGAAAUUUGAUUUCCGCAACAAUCCAAACAUCACUUUCUUUGUUUACGUCAGCAAUUUCACCUGGCCGAUAAAAAUACAGAUUGCAUUCUCACAACACAGCAACUUUAUGGACCUGGUGCAGUUCUUUGUGACCUUUUUCAGUUGUUUCCUGUCUUUGCUCCUGGUGGCAGCUGUGGUUUGGAAGAUUAAACAAAGUUGCUGGGCAUCGCGACGAAGAGAGCAACUACUCCGUGAGAUGCAACAGAUGGCAAGUCGCCCCUUCGCCUCCAUCAACGUUGCCUUAGAAACAGAUGAAGAGCCGCCAGAUCUCAUUGGGGGAAGCAUAAAGACUGUACCAAAGCCAAUAGCCCUGGAGCCCUGCUUUGGGAACAAAGCGGCCGUUCUCUCUGUAUUCGUGAGGUUGCCUCGAGGACUUGGGGGUAUACCACCACCAGGACAGUCAGGUCUUGCAGUGGCCAGCGCGCUGGUGGACAUUUCACAACAGAUGCCAAUUGCCUACAAAGAGAAAUCGGGUGCAAUACGAAAUCGGAAACAGCAGCCCCCUGCACAGCCAGGAACCUGUAUUUGAUGCAUGGACAUCAGAAACUGUAUAGGGUUUUAAACAAAACGGAAAAGUAAUACCUAGAAGGAGGAGAAAGAUUGCCGAGUUGUGUCACAAGAGACUAGAAGCACUCAGAAAAACACAACUUCCUUGAACCCAAGUUUUUCUCUCAUCUACGUGAUAGUUGGCUUUAUUUGACAACUGCUCCACUUAAGUUUUACUGACACGUGGCUUCAGAUUGCUCCUUUGUUUUCUUCGAGUUUAAAGUAAAAUAAUUUUAUUGCAGGUCCAGUAACAUCCGAUCGCCGCCAUUCAUGGUCAGUGUAAAUAGAACAGUAGUCCAAUAUGAAUGACACUCAGGUUUAUACAUGGAAAGUGCUUUGUAGUUCAUGUAUUUAUCAAACUGUACAAAAAGAAAAAGAUGCAGUGUUUACAGGUGUCAGCUCUCAACACAUAAACACUACUAUUAAUCUUCAAAGCAUCUUCAUCCUUUGUUUUCAUUUAAUAUUGUAUGUUUAUUCCCUCAUUAAGUGGAACUCUCUUCCAGAUACAGCAUUUUUGUAGGCAUCCUGGUCCAGAACAUCAGGAACGCAAAAGCUGGGAUGGUUUAAAGGUUGAUGUCGCGCGUUGCUCAGCCCACAUGCAAUACCUGGAGAAGUUGAAUGUUGCUUUUGAAGGACUCAGUGUUUACAUAGUCUUAACCUGCUCGGAGUACACCACACACAAGUGCCUAGACUUGAACAGAUCUAGGGAGUGAGGAGACUGCUACACACGUUUCUUUUUAACAUCAUUAUAUUCCUUUUAAAUAUACACACACACACACAUAUAGUCACCCAAGGCAAUCUGUGUUCUUUGUAAUAUAUCACGUGCAGUCAGGGGAAAAUGGCAUUUUCCUGACCAACAAACUACUCAACCAGAUGGAAAUAUCUGGAGGGAAAGUAGUUUCAGUAUCUCAGAAGAAAACUCCUGGUUUCACCACUGCUUUUAAUAGAAGCAGUUUGUGUUCCAGGUCAGAUAUGUUAUAUUUCUUCUGGUUUUCUCGGCCCAUUUGGCCUCUUUCCCUCCCCCUUCCCUCCUGCCGUUCUUCUGGACGAGAGCUGAGCUGUGCCAGGGCUCAGAGGCAUCGCUCCUCAGCAGUAGGAUCUCCGUACAGGGGGUGAAAAGCAACGCUCCGGCUGCCGGAUCAUUGGAGGAGGAAGUAAAAUAGAACUUUAAAUAAAAAGCAAGCAGAGCAGCUUCAUUUGGCCACAGAUUUGCAUUUUACAUGAUCAGUUACUGAUAUUUCCCAUUUGAGUCGAACUCUCUUAGAUGUUGAAGAAGGUGGCUUCUUGGUGAAAGGGAGGGACUUGCCAACAGCAGAGAGAAGGUUUGGCUUUUGGGGGAUGUAUCAAACCAUCUGAAGUAUGCUGCCUAGUUGGGAUUCUGUUCUUGAGGUUCGAGGUUGGACGUAACCCAUCAGCGUCUGCAUGCUGGUGCCCCAGGUCUCCCUCGAUUCUGGCACGUGGUGCAGUGCCGGGGCCACGCGAGGUUGCGAUGAUGAAGCUGGUUGGAAGAUGUUACGUGAAGGUGCCGAACGAGGCGUGUAAUUGUUGUUUAAUCGCAGUAAGCGCGGUUUCAUUCAGGUCGCCGAGUGGCUGGUUUCUGAUGAGGACGUCUGGUAUUUAUGAAAUGGAGGAGGAACAAACGGAGGGGACUGAAGGACGCUGCUCUUCAGUCUUCUGGCGAGGUAGUGCCCUUUUCCAGAAUGAAACCCACGUAACUGCAUCUUUUUUUUUUGUGCACGUUUUGGUGAUCGACCACAUAUCAGCCACUUGUUCCUUUUUCUUUUUUUUCCUUUUAAUUUUUUAACCGUUUUGAAGAAGCUCUGUGGAGCACGGCAGCAUCGCCGUAAAGAUGUGAAUUGCUACGCGUGUCCGGGCAGCGGUGACGGGGAACAGUCUGCUGGUUUAAAGACUGGGGUGGGUUAUAAAUCUGAUUUAAUGUGUCAUUUAACGAAUACAACAGAACUGCAGAAAAAAUGUUGGGGGGAAAAAUGCAUUUUAUAUAUAUAUUUAUGUGUAUUUAUAUAUAUAAUGCAUCUGUUUCUAAACUGGAAGAUUAAAUGCGCUCUGGGGGGAAAAAAUUGUGGGAGGGAGAGGGGCGAGCUUUGUCUUUUAGAAUGAAGGAGUUCAGGCAAUUUAAGUUUUAACUGAUGCACAGAUUACCUCAGACAGAUUCAUCUCCUGAAAAUAUUUUCUAACUUCCUACGUGUAUAGGGCUAACCUGAACUAGAGGAAUAAUACUGGACUAAAAUCCCUCCCCUGUCAUUACUUUACAUGUUUCCAACACUUUUUUGGGGAGGAGAACUGCCAACCUAAAUUGAGAAAGCUCUUGUGCUUAAGUCUCUGUAUUCAGGACAGCACUUAAGCAGGUGCUUGAAGUUGUCGCUUAAAUUUUCCUGAAGAGAAACGACUUUCAGGACAACAGGUCUGGAGGGGUGAUAGAUUUUUACAUUAAUAAAAAAAAACAUAAAUUGGGUUUUUCCUCCCCUCCACCGGAGAUCUGGGUUGUCAGGUCUCAAAAGCUUCUGGUGGAGUGUGCCCGGAGGCAUAGCCACAAAGUUCGGUGUCAGAUAUUGGAAGGACAAACAAAAAUGAUCAAACUUUGAAGUUCAGCAGAACCAAAAAUUGUAAAUAGAGGAACGAGACUUAUUUAUAUAAAUAAAACGAAACGGCUCCUUUAGGAUGUAGCUCUGCUCUGCAUCGUAUCUCCAUACUGAUGAGGGGAAAAGAGAACGCUCAUACAUAUCUCUGCUGCAAACAGUUUCAUCCCAGCUUAAAGGUAAAAUAGAGACGAAGGUGGGAAUGGACGGGGGGAAGAAGAAUUGCCGGUGGUUUAUCCCCAGGCCAAUACCAAAAGUGAAGGAUUUGUGGGUUUAUUUCUUUUUUUUUUUGGGGGGGGGGAAGAGCAACCUUAUUUCAUGGGAGAAUCUGUAAAUAAAUGAAAAAUAACACACCGAUUUUGCACUUGUACAUAAACUAUACAGUAGCGUGCAGAACAUUGAAAGAUUUAAAGUGUAUAUAAACCAGAAAAAUAUUGAAUGUAUUUUUGAUGCAUUUUAAAUGAUGUAUGAGUUUUGUCUUAAUAACUUCUUCAUAUGAUGAGUAUUAGAUAACUUUCCAGAGCUUUAAAGAAACAUCAAAUUAUAGUCGUGAGAUCUUGCAGUAUAAAGCAGGGAGGCAUAACCUGCCUUUUAUGUAUUCAAAUGCGUUUCACUUAAAUGUAUAAGCAAAGUAAAAUACGGCUCUUCCAUUUGAAAGGGGAAAAAAAACCCAACACUUGAAGACAGGUAAUAAAUGUACUUAAAGCAGUCAUUACUUGGAGGAUUAAGUCAGCAGUUUAAGCCUCUACCAUUAAGAUUGUGCCAGUGAUUUCCAUUCCAAAUCACUAUUUUCAAGCCUUUAUAACUGGCUGGAAUUCAGCAUUCAAGGUCUCAACCCUCAGAAUAUUUUUAUUCUUUGAGAGUAGCCUUUAAAAAAAUUAAUAAAAAAAUCAGAAAUGUAGCCCUUUUAUUCUAGAAAGCAACAGUGACGUUGGAUCUCCAAGUAACAUAAGGUUUUUUUUUUUGGUUCGCUCUUUUCCAUUCUUUUUAGCCCAGGAUUUUGUCCGGGCUGUUGUAGCAUGAGUGACGGGAGACCCUGCCAUGGUACGGGUCAAGAUCUUGGAUACAAAAAGAUUUAUGGGACACAACUUUUGAGUUAUUGCCGCUCUCCCUGGGCUUAAAAUGUGCUGUGUUGGAAUUGCCAAAAUAAAGCUGUGUACGGUGGGGUAAUGCUUAGCGUAAUGUCAUGGCGUAUCACGUACCGAAACUGCAUGGUGUGGUACCGUAAAAGCACGACAGCCCCUGUUGCGGAUACACGCUUCCUUAGGGGUGCUUCGUACCCUAAAUAUUGCUCGGAACCGUCAUUUUCUCUGCGGUGACGUACAUAGUCACAGGCUCUGGUUUUAAAAUGGCAGCUGGCUUGCUUGACCCUAAAUUAGGUGAAAUGAGCUUUUGAUGAAAAACCUUCAACCCAAGAGGCUGAAACAGAACUCGAGGCUUUUCCCGUAACCCGCUGAAAGUCCAAAGCUGAGCCCGAUUCUCCAUCCGUAACCGCUCCCCAUGUCAGCGGCUGCUUUUGCUUUUCCGUGAGACCCCGAGUUAGGGACAGAGCGCACCCGCUCCACCUCUGACCCCGCAAACGGGGAUUUGCCGGCGCUGAGCUUGCGAGAAAGCAAAGAGCGGACCCUGCGUGCCCGGAGCGACUCGUGAGCUCCGAGGAAGCGGCGGGUGUCUCGUCUCUUCCCCUUUUCAUCUUCAUUUGGGAAUGCUCCGGGGGAACGGGAGGGGUUUGGGGUUUUCGGAGCCUCCUGAGUUGGGAGAGGGACAGAAGGGGAGGGGUAGGUGUGCGUUUCUCCUUUUCGGACACGUUCUUGGCAAUUUCAGUCAAAUUCGUGCUUUUUUUCUGUUGAUAGCUGCUUAAAUUAGAUGAGUUUCCCAUGCUAGGAACACUACAAGAAUGUGUAUAUGCUGAGUUUUUCUGCUUUGCAUCAGGGCAGGUUUUGUUCAGUUUAUUCCUUUGUUCUAACACUACACACGGACUAUUUUUGUGCGUUUUCCAGGUACUAUAGUUCUUUAGACAUUUCCUCUACAUUUAUCAUUGAUCCCACAAACCUCACCAGAAGAAAGAAGAAAAAAAAAAUUAAGGCACGUAACAUACAUCAGUCCAUUUUUUUUUUUUUUUAAAAAAAAAGCAAAAAGCAAAUAAAAAUAGAGUUUUAUAUUACUCCAAAAUUUGUGCACAAUAAAUGUUCUUUACACUAAGAUCCUAGAAUUAAUUGUAUUCUAGAUUUUUUCUUUGUUCUGUAAUUAUUUACGAUUCUUAUCUGUGUUCAGACUUGAGCUUAGUUUGUUAAUAUGUAUAAUUUAGCAUUUAUUGCAUUCAUAUGUAAAUAUGAGCAAGUAUUGUAAACUAUUUCAUUGCUGGGGAUUGUGGGUGUUAUACAUACACACAUUUAGGACUGCAGUUUUUGGUAUAAUUUUUUGUAUUGUAAAAUAACGGCUAAUUUAAAGCAGGAACGAGAAAAUUAUUGGGAGAUCUGUGCAUUUUAAAUACAAAUGUGAAGUACAUGUAUAUAAAUAAAAGUAAAUAAUGCAAAUCUUUCCUCUGAAAUAAAAAGUAGAUGA
Molecule: messenger RNA, 9507 nt
Organism: Grus americana (Whooping crane)
Lineage: Eukaryota; Metazoa; Chordata; Aves; Gruiformes; Gruidae
Gene: ATRN
Product: attractin
Exons: 29
Coding region: 114-4328 (1404 amino acids)
Cellular component (GO): Golgi apparatus
Molecular function (GO): protein binding
Source: RefSeq, a predicted model, not a curated record